Molecule: messenger RNA, 450 nt
Organism: Polychytrium aggregatum
Lineage: Eukaryota; Fungi; Chytridiomycota; Chytridiomycetes; Polychytriales
Exons: 4
Coding region: 1-315 (104 amino acids)
Source: RefSeq, a predicted model, not a curated record
AUGGGACCCAACCGUACCGAGGAUAUCGAGGAUCUGCGCAAGCCCGAGCCGGAGGAAGACUGGGUUGCGAUCCAUCAGGAAGCCGUGGAGAGAGGAGAGCUUACGUACACAGACCCCAAGACUGGCUACUCUGUUUUUACCGAGCUGAGCCACAAGCAGCGAGGAUACUGCUGCGGAAACCGAUGCAGACACUGUCCCUUCGACCACUCCAACGUCGAUAAUCCCGCGAAACUCAAGGAGGACACUCGAAAUGCCCGGCUUGCCAAGCAGCGGCAGCGACAACAAACUGCCUCGGACUCCUCCGAGUCAUCGUGAGGCGCCAGAGUCGGCCGCCCUGGUGAUCUCCGCUCGGCCAGCUUGGUGAAGCAAGUCAAUCUGGCGGCUCAAUGCGGGCCCGUGUGCUCAAAGCCGAAGCGGAACUGGAGAGCGUCUGUUGGAAUAUACGACCUA